AAAAUCCCCAUUUCAUCCUGGAGGCCGAUAGAGACAGACAGCAGACGUAUAGCGACAAUGAAAUUAGAAAAAAACAGGAAAAUAUAUAAGGAGAUAAAGAGUUUUUAAAGUUUUCCAAAAAAAGGUGUUAGAAAAAGGCAGGGCAGUGAAAGCGAAUUAUGUUAGAGGAGGGGAGAGUAAGAAAGAAAUGUGUUGGCUCACACUUCACCCUUCUGUUUUCUGAGACACGUUUCAAGAAAGAGCAUGUAGAGGGACCUGGGUGCCCUUUCAUGAGACCGCAAAGUGGAAAAAGUGUAACCUCACAGACGCCCACAAAGAGAAUACCUUGUACUAACUGGAAGACCUACAAACUAUCAGCUUUGGAAACUAAAGUCCUCGGUUUGUGAAGCUGCUGAGAAGUUGCUGGGAAUACAGUUCAAGGUAUGGACUCCUUUUCACCCUAAUGGACAGCAUGGGUGCAAGAAUUAAACUUUUGACCAACCAAAGGCAGCUUUUCUGACACCAACCAGCUGCAGACAGAGUAAGGCAGCUACUCUUCUUGUCUUUACGAUGAACAUCAGCAACAACUGUUCUACUUAUAGCACUCUGAAGGACUACCAGCACCAAAUGUACGCAGUGGUAUACAGCGUGAUCUUAGCACCAGGCCUGCUCGGCAAUGUUCUGGCACUGUGGGUGUUCAGGAUCUACAGACGGGAAACCAAGAGGGGUGUGGUGUUCAUGAUGAACCUUGCCGUGGCCGAUCUGCUUCAGGUGCUGUCCCUGCCUCUGCGGAUCUAUUACUAUUUGAACGAAACCUGGCCCUUCGGUCACCACAUCUGCAUGAUCUGCUUCUAUCUCAAGUACGUCAACAUGUAUGCCUCCAUCUACUUCCUGGUGUUGAUCAGUGUGCGUCGCUGCCAGCUCAUCGUGUGUCCACUGAAGUACAACUCGUCAAAGCAAAAAGGAGACCUGUUAAAAUGUGUUGCUGGCUGGCUGAUGGUCUGCCUAGCCUGUCUGCCUUUCCCUUGGCUGAGGGAACCCAAUUCGAACAACUUAGAGACUGUGUGUUUUGCAGAGCUGCCUAUGAAAAGCAUCAGUCCUCCAGUAGUCUGGGUACUGCUAUUAUUAGCAGAACUGCUGGGCUUCAUCAUCCCCCUCAUUGUGGUGGUGGCCUGUUCAAUUUUGACUGCUGGGAGCCUCCGAACGGUGACAGCAGAUUGUGUUCCGGACAGUGGGGAGAAGCGGAGGUCAUUGAAGAUGGUUUUAUGCUGUGCUGUAGUCUUCUUGCUGUGCUUUGCACCUUACCACAUUACUAUGCCGCUGGACUUCCUGGUGAAAGCUAACACUCUGAGCGACUGCUCCACUAGAAAUCUUAUUCAGAGGUGUCACAUCAUAACGCUUUGCCUCGCAAGCCUGAACUGCAGCCUUGACCCACUCAUGUACUACUUCACAAGUGACGAAUUCAGGAGGCGGCUAAGCAAGCCGGAGAUGCCGGAGACUUUAACUUUUAACAGGCGGCUGUCCUGCUUAACCGGAGGAGAGGACAUGGAGGAUGACUAGUCCGCUGCUGUCACUGAGGAGGCGACAUCUUUACAAUCACUACUCCGAUAGAUGAAAUCUGUGCAUACGUUUGGCUAAAAUAUAAAUUAUCUAUGAGUAUGAUAACAUGUAGAACAGAAAUGUGAAACGGUUUCCCUAUUUAUAUGUAAUUAAAACAUGUUUUAUUUUUUA
Molecule: messenger RNA, 1710 nt
Organism: Girardinichthys multiradiatus
Lineage: Eukaryota; Metazoa; Chordata; Actinopteri; Cyprinodontiformes; Goodeidae
Gene: gpr174
Product: G protein-coupled receptor 174
Exons: 4
Coding region: 550-1539 (329 amino acids)
Biological process (GO): positive regulation of Rho protein signal transduction; phospholipase C-activating G protein-coupled receptor signaling pathway
Cellular component (GO): membrane
Molecular function (GO): G protein-coupled receptor activity
Source: RefSeq, a predicted model, not a curated record